AGUCGCCACUGUAACAUCAGUCGGGUAACAGGCCGAAUCCCAAGUUUCUGCCAUCACAAGUUGAAACGCUCCCGCUCACAAGUUUUUGUUUGUUUUUGUGUGGCCGACUAGAGACAAGUCAGCUUUGGCAGUUUCUCCCCUCCAUCCAGUUUAACGUGUUUUUGGGGGGGUAAAGAGAAAAAAUAUUAAAAAAAGACAGAUACCAUGUGAACGUCUAACGAAUGUUGGUUGUAAUACGUCGUGGUUGCUGAAAGUGCCUCAUUAGAUUAUCGAUCCCGCUGUGUGUGUUUGGCUGACUGUUCACUUUUUUUGAAUAAUAGAACUGACAAGAAUUUCUCGUGAACCCAGUUUUCUUCCGUCAUCAUCAUCUUGUUGUUCCCAUGUCUUCUUCUGCGGUAGCCAAGUGAAGAAUUUUGAUAGAAAAUCGUCAAAAAAUCCAUCAUCAUGUCCGUCUGGUCAUCAGUCAGCGUCUCUCGCGUGAUUCCCAUGGCGGGCGGCUUGAUGUUGCUGCUGCUGCUCUUGUGUCACUCUACCGGAUGCGCCAAUCUGACGCCAGAUCCGUCUGAACCGUCCCGACCUGUUUUGAAAACGGCCCGUUUAAAUGUGAAUCAAACACGACUGGCUACUACUACGACGACGACAACGACAACGUUAUCUCCCACCGGAGCCAAAACGACCCAGACGCUUAACAGUGGCGGCGGCGGCUUGAAAAUAGCGUCUAAACCCGACUGCAAGUGUCGACCCGAAGAGUUUACCUGUUCUUCUUCGUCUACCGGUAGCAGCGGCGGCAUUAGUAGCGCAGCCGGUACUAAUAACAGUCGCCGUAAGGGACAACUGUCCUUCACUGUCAAGCAGCAGCAGCAAAAGACUCUGAACGGCACAGCCAACGGCCAGAAGAGCACCAACGUCUUGGCCAUCCAGCAACAACAAGGCUGUGUUUGCAUUCCGCUUUCCUGGGUGUGCGAUGGGAAUCAAGACUGCGAUCGCGGCCAAGACGAAAGCGACUGCGGCGAAACGGUUUGUCAUGGCAUCCGUUGCCGGAGCGGCUCGGCUGGACACCCGACGCCUCGAUGCAUUCAACCCGACUGGCUCUGCGAUGGCGACGACGAUUGUGGCGACAAUUCCGAUGAGAUUCAUUGCGAAGCCAGCCGGAAUUGCACGGCCAGCUCGUUCCGGUGCCCCAACAACGGCAAUUGCAUUCCUCAAGUCUGGGUGUGCGACGGCGAUCCGGAUUGCGACGGAGGAGCCGACGAGCGAGACUGCUCGGUUUUGAUGACACGGACGUGCCCUCCAUCGCAGCACCGAUGCGGCAACGGCGCCUGUUUGCCGGCCGAGUGGCGAUGCGACGGCGACCCGGACUGCUCCGACAUGUCAGACGAAACGGGAUGCCAACAGUCCGGCGACGCCGGGGCCGAUGGGGCCGUCGAUCGCGACUGCGGGGCCGACGAGUUCCAAUGCGCUUCCGGCCAUUGCAUCAAAGGCGCCUACCGUUGCGACGGAGAAAUCCAUUGCAGGGACGUGAGUGAUGAAUUGGAUUGCGGCUCGUUACUUCCGCGUUGCGUCGAGGGAGAUUUCCGCUGUCCAGACGGCCAGUGCAUCGCCCAAGCUUGGAGAUGCGAUGGCGAACAAGACUGCGAGCCCGGAGUUGAUGAGGAAAACUGUGACAGCAGCACUGUGGCCGGCGGGGCUGCCCACACUUGCGGACCCAACCAGAUGGCCUGCUCAUCUUCGACCGGCAAAAACGGACCUUGCAUCUCCACGUCUUGGGUCUGUGAUGGAGAAACCGACUGCCCCGACGGCCAAGAUGAGCAAAACUGCCCGGCUAAUCACUGCGGGAAAGAUCAGUUCUCCUGCUCCAACGAUACGUGCGUGGGAUUCAGUCGCGUCUGCAACGGCGAACGCGAUUGUCCCGGGGGCGAGGAUGAAUUUGACUGUACCAUCCAGAAGGAGUGCGACGCCGGAAGCCGAUGUCAACACACUUGCCUCGUCUUGUCCAACGGAACGGGGGCUUGUGGAUGCCGCAGUGGCUUCCGGCUGACCAGCGACGGAGUCAACUGCGUUGACGUCGAUGAAUGCGCCACGGAAACGUAUUGCAGUCAACUGUGCACCAAUACGGUGGGCGGAUUCAGCUGCAGCUGUGUCGACGGCUACGUCUUGCGUCCCGACAAGUCGUCGUGCAAAGCCCUGGGCCAGCCGGUCCGUCUCAUCUUUGCCAAUCGGGUCGACAUUCGACAGGUGUCCCUAUUCGAGGAGGAAUACACUUCGGUCAUUGACGGACUUCAGAAUGCCAUCGCCCUCGAUUUCCAUUACCGAAAGGGACUCGUCAUUUGGUCCGACGUCACCCUGGACGCCAUCAAACGGGCCCAUCUCAAUGGCACGGCCAUGCCGGACGCCGUUUGGUGGGGUCUCAAAAGUCCUGGCGGAGUGGCCGUCGACUGGAUCCACGACAAUUUGUACUGGACCGACUCGGGAGUUCGAAGGAUUGAAGUGAGUCUACUGGACGGGACGAUGCGGCGGACGCUCGUCUGGGAAAACGUCGAGAAGCCUCGGGCCAUUGCCGUCCACCCCGGAGCAGCGGCUGUCAUUUGGACAGAUUGGGGCCAUCAGCCACGGAUCGAGCGCUCCGACAUGGACGGCUCCAACCGCCAGAUCCUGGUGACUGAGAAUCUCGUUUGGCCCAAUGGACUCACCAUUGAUUACACGGUCGACCACAUUUACUGGGCCGACGCGAAGCACCACGUCAUUGAAAGCGUCAGGCUGGACGGAACCGGACGGAGGAGAGUGAUGGAACGCGGACUGCCGCAUCCGUUCGCCAUUACCAUCUUCGAGGAUUCGCUCUUUUGGACCGACUGGCACACGAAGAGCAUCCACCAGGCCAAUAAACUCACUGGACAUGAUAUCCGAACGGUGCGGACCAAUUUGCAUUUCCCCAUGGACAUUCACAGCAUCCACCCGCUGAGACAGCCGGAAUACGUGAAUCGGUGCGGCAGUAAUCGCGGCGGCUGCUCCCAUCUUUGUUUGCCCAAUCGUUCGAGUUACACGUGCGCCUGCCCUCCCGGGCUGCAGCUGAUGACGCCCAACGGCCGCACUUGCACAAGCCAGCCGGGUGAAUUGCUGAUUUUCGCCCAGAAAUCGGAAUUGAGACUCUUUCCGCUCAACGUCAGCGGCGAAGUCGAUCAUGUUCUUCCGUUGACGGGAGUGCGUUCAGCCGUCGCUCUCGACUGGGACGGCGCCAGUCAGACCAUUUUUUGGACCGACGUCGAGUCGGAUGUCAUCAACCGGGCCUUCUGGAACGGUUCCAACCAGCAGACGCUUGUCGCCAACGAUCUGGAAUCGCCUGCUGGUUUGGCUGUUGACUGGGUGACGAAAAAACUCUACUGGACGGAUGCCGGAACCAACCGCAUCGAGGUGAGCAACUUGGAUGGGACUCUGCGGAGUUUGCUGAUCUGGGACGGAUUGGAUCGGCCCAGAGACAUCGUUGUCGACCCCAUUGGUGGCUACAUGUACUGGACGGAUUGGGGUCAGACUCCGAAAAUCGAACGGGCCGGCAUGGACGGCUCACAGCGGUCGGUCAUCGUCAUCAGCAACCUGACGUGGCCAAACGGAUUGGCCAUCGACCACGAAGGCGAGCGGCUUUACUGGGCCGACGGAGGCACCAAAGCCAUUGAAUACGCCUCGCUGGACGGAAAGAACCGGACGGUGCUGAUUGGUGCUGAACUGCCGCAUCCCUUUGGAUUGGCCCUGUACGAGAAUCAAAUUUUCUGGUCCGAUUGGGACACGGCGGCCAUCCACAGCACGGACAAACUCAACGCCAAGCGACGGACGAUGAUCCGUUCCGGUCUCGAUGACUUGAUGGACGUUCGAGUCUACCAUUCCAAUCGCUACUCUGUCCCGUCUCUCUGUCAGUCGCACAACGGCGGAUGCUCCCAUCUGUGUCUCCUGGCUCCGCUUCCAGCCGGCCACUCGUGCGCCUGUCCCACCGGGAUCAAACUGUCUGCCGACCGGCGAACGUGCCGACAAUCUCCGUCGACUUCGCUCAUUUUCUCGCAGCGAUCCAACCUCCGCCGCAUGUCGCUGGACAUGCCCUAUUUGAUUGACGUCGUCCUCGACCUUCCGCCGCAGAAGAACGUCGUGGCUUUGGACGUUGACCGUGUGACGGGCCACUUGCUUUGGUCGGACACCACCCAAGACAAAAUAUUCCGCGCUCUGCCCGGCGGCCUAUUGUCUGCGCCGGCCGUCGAGGUCAUCGCUUUCAAUCUGGACACGGUGGAAGGAUUGGCCGUCGAUGAGAUCAACCGCAAACUUUAUUGGACUGAUGCCGGUCGUUCUAGUCUCGAAGUGGCCGAACUGGAGGACGGUGGCCACCGAAAAGUUUUAAUCUGGACGUUGAUGGAUAAGCCCAGAGGCCUGGUCCUAAGUCAUUCCACCGGAACCCUCUUCUGGGCCGACUGGGGCAAACAGCCGAGGAUUGAGCAGGCUGACAUGGACGGACGUAACCGCAAAGUGAUGGUAUCCACUGAUCUCGGUUGGCCCAAUUCCUUGACUAUUGAUUACGCGGCCAACAUGCUCUACUGGACGGACGCCCGGAAAAAAACCAUUGAAUCCUGUGAUCUAUCGGGUCUUCAUCGGCGAGAAGUUUUGACCGGACUAUCGCAUCCGUACGGUAUAACGGUCCUUGAUUCCUAUCUCUACUGGACCGACUGGGAGACGAAAUCUCUGCAAAGGGCUGAUAAAAACACGGCGCUGGAUCGAUCCACUAUUCGAGUUGGUCUGGAUAACCUCAUGGAUAUCAAAGCUUGGAAGGAAAUGGACGCUUCCUCGCACCGUGAGAAUCCUUGCGGAACCAACAACGGCGGAUGCUCCCAUUUGUGUCUGCGGAGUCCUUGGGGCCGCGGCUAUUCUUGCAGCUGCCCAACGGGAAUCCUGAUGAGCGCCGACGGAUCGACUUGCCAGCCGUCACCCAACUCAUUUUUGCUCUACGCUACGCGCAACACACUAUCCAGCAUUUCGUUGGACACGGCCGAUCAGUGGGACGUGGCCCUCAAUGUGCCCGGCGUCCACAACGCCAUCGGGGUGGAUUUCCAUUGGGGACGGCAACGAUUCUAUUACACCGACGUCUAUUUGGAUGUUAUCCGCAGCGUCGACGCCCGGAAUGUUUCAAAUGUCGAAACGCUCGUCUCGAGCAAUUUGACUACACCGGACGGACUGGCCGUCGACUGGCUGGCUGAUAAUCUCUAUUGGACGGACGCUGGUCGAAACGUGCUGGAAGCCUCUCGUUUGGAUGGAACCAACAGAAAAAUUAUCAUCGGAAGUGGUUUGGACGAACCGCGUGCUGUAGCCGUCUUUCCUCAGCGAGGGUUACUCUACUGGACGGACUGGGGACAGAGUCACAAAAUCGAGCGUUCCUUUUUGGACGGAUCACAUCGAGUGGCCAUAGUUACUUCGGAGCUGGGAUGGCCAAACGGAUUGGCUAUCGACUACGAGGGUCAGCGACUGUACUGGGCAGACGCGCAGCUCGAUCGGAUCGAAACGUCCGAUUUAAGUGGCCGUUUUAGAGUUCAGCUGGUACAAGGUGCCACUCACCCCUUUGGCUUGACUCAGCUGGGCGGAUUUCUGUACUGGACCGACUGGAGGAGCAAGUCUAUCGAACGCGUGGACAAAGCCACUGGCAAGCAACGAUCCGUUUUGCGUCACGGCUUGGAGGGAUUGAUGGAGAUAAGGGCCGUUGCCAGGGAGAAGCAACUGGGCAAAAAUCCUUGUUCCACUGCCAAUGGAGGCUGUACUCACCUCUGUCUCUUCCGUGCCAUUUCUUACGUCUGCGCUUGCCCAGAUAUUCCCGACGAUAUUCCAUGCACUUCUUCUGUCGUCAACAUUUCGGCCAGUGAUGACUACUGGAGCCCGGCGUUGGAUCCAUUCGAGAACGAUCUAGAACCCACCAGCGACGUUUACCCUCACAACCCGUACCGACUUGACCCGAGUGCUGGUGCCGGUGUCCUCCACCCGUCCAUGAUUGUCCUAUUGGUUGUGGGCAUGGCCGCACUCCUAGCUGCAAUGGCUGUUUUAUUGAUCAAGUGGCAGCGUCGCCGCUACCGAGACUGUCCCUGGAAUUCAAGAUGCUUUGAAUUCUUAGGUCGUGGGCCUCGCCAGCCGCAGCAAGUGUCCGUCCUGACAUUCACCAAUCCGAAUUACUCGCCGUCGGCUCCUGACGUCGUCGUGGCAGAAAAGAAAGGCUUCUCUUGGCAACGCUGGAAAUAUGAUCGAACUCAGGAACGCGUCUACGACAUGCAGGACGAGAAGCAGAGUCAGACGGAAGCAGCUUCGUUGAUUCCGCACAGCCAGCCUCCGCCAGAAGUGGAAACGGAUUUGGAAGCCGAAACGGAUGUGAUUGAGUCGUCGUCUGGCCCAUCUUCUACCCCGCCACCGACUCCACCUCAGCGAAUGGACUCGAUUUGCCUGCAAUAAAUGUUGGGCGACUUGAUGACAUUUAUUUUGGUCUGCCGAGAUCUUGCAAAAUGACGUCCGUCUCAAACGUCACGACGAUCUCGAUUGUCACGACGAUCUCGAUUCGGAGAGAAAAGAAAGAUUGCUGUGAUUAUGGAACAUAGAAAAACAAAAAACAAAAAAACCAACAAAACAAAUUGUUUGAGAUGCUGGAGGCGGACGAUGGCUCAACACGCAAAAAUUUCGAUUGCACAACAUUGUCUUACUCAACAUUCUCUUUCUCGAUGUGACCGAUUCCUUCCGAUGAGUAGCUUGAAAAUGUGGAAAUUUCAUUUGAACUCUCGACGUGUGCCAUACUAAUAAUCUUCACAAACACACUUAAACAUAUAAAUAUAUUCUAUUUGAACAGUCGGCAUGGUUGCCUACGUCGGCUUAUUUGAAUUUGGUGUUCUGACACGAUUGAUCUCGAUGUUAUCCUGCUGUAAACAUAACCGUUUUGUCAUCUGUGUAAUAUUUGCGCGACUAAUUUCUUUUUGGUUAAUGACGAAUCGUGCCAAUACGAAGUAAUUGAUGAAACAUGAAAAUAUUUCAAACAAAAAAAAAACAAAUAAUCAAUGGCAGUGUCUAGUCUAUAAGCGGCCCGUCUUUGGCAGGUGUGUGUAAAUUCGAUCAAUACUCAGCCAAGUCAUAUUCAACUGCUGAAUUAACAUUUCGAUAUCUCCACCUAAAAGUUUGUUUCAUCACGUUCUGCAACGCUGUCGUUACUUUUAAUUAGAUUAACAUGUUUUAUAUUAAUUAGGAUUCAUGCGGACUCUGCGGAAAAAAAGACUAUCAUGCCCAAAUUCCAAGGAAAAUGAUGUAAUACAAUAAAAGAAAAAUCAA
Messenger RNA from Daphnia pulex (common water flea), 7323 nucleotides. RefSeq names its product low-density lipoprotein receptor-related protein 4-like. Gene Ontology annotation, molecular function: calcium ion binding; protein binding. The record is from RefSeq and is a predicted model, not a curated record. The transcript is spliced from 18 exons. NCBI's taxonomy places the organism in Eukaryota, Metazoa, Arthropoda, Branchiopoda, Diplostraca, Daphniidae. The coding region runs from base 445 to 6462 and encodes 2005 amino acids.